Molecule: messenger RNA, 2178 nt
Organism: Ictalurus punctatus (channel catfish)
Lineage: Eukaryota; Metazoa; Chordata; Actinopteri; Siluriformes; Ictaluridae
Product: zona pellucida sperm-binding protein 3
Exons: 8
Coding region: 118-1806 (562 amino acids)
Biological process (GO): positive regulation of acrosome reaction; binding of sperm to zona pellucida; egg coat formation
Cellular component (GO): extracellular matrix
Molecular function (GO): acrosin binding
Source: RefSeq, a predicted model, not a curated record
UUCUCGGGUUAGUGGCUUAAUUGCAGCAGCGUCUCAACUUUCUGUUCUUUAAAAAAAAAAAACCUGCCCAGUAAAGCUUCCAGCGUUUGUAAUCAGAUUAGUGUCUGUGGGGCGGAAAUGAACGGCGCGCGGCUGCUCCUCUCUCUGCACGUGUGUGUGUUUAGGUUACUGGGGUGUGUAAUGGUUGUAACUGGGAGAGGUGAUGAUCAGAGAUAUAGCACCAGCACAUCACCGGAGCAGGAGCUCUACAACGAGCCGAGGCCGGAGAUCGGGGACAGUGACUUUACCCAUCAUCCUCCUCCUCAUCACCCAUCCGCCAUCACGCCUCCUUAUCUCCUCCUCCCCAUGUUCCACCACCGCUCCUCUCCUGCCGUUUCUAAAGAGCUUUUCAGACCUGUAACCGGAAGGAGGACGUUACCGGGCGUUCUGUCCAAUAUUCUGAUCCCACAAGUGCCCCAGACUCCCAUCCGGGUCACUCCCGUGAAUAAUAAUUACGGUGUGGAGUUGUGGUGUGGCUACAGCAAGAUUUCCGUUCGAAUCAAUCAGGCUCUGCUGAACUUCCGGAGCUCCGCCGCUCACUUCCGGUUGGGAACAUGUCCGCCGUCACGUGUUGACGAGAGCGUCCUGUACUUCCAGUACGAGUUGAAUGAAUGUGGGAGUUUGCUAUCGGUGAUAAACGGACAGCUCCUGUACACUAAUGAGGUUCUCUACAGGCCGGAGGAUCAGGGAGCCGUCAUCAGAGCUGUGCCGCUAACGCUACCCGUCCAGUGUGCGUACGAUCGAUUUCACUAUUCGUACAAAAUCGGCUAUUUGCCGGAGUAUCGUCCGCAGUCGUUUCGGAAGACGUUGAUCAGGAAGCGGGUCUUCGGUCUCUCUGUGCGAAACGGUAAGUGGGAGGAACUCGAGGUGAACAAGAGUCACGUCCUCGGAGAGCCCAUAUACUUUGAAAUAGGAGCAGAAAUCAUCUUGAAGGACAAGCGCGUUUACAUCAAGGCCUGUCACGUUACGCCGAGUGAGGAUUCCAGCUCCACCCAGCGCUAUGAUGUCAUCAGCAACUUCGGAUGCAUGGUGGACAGUAAGAGGACAGGAAGUCAGUCGCGCUACGUCUCGAGGCAGGCGAACGUCCUUCGCUUUACACUCGACGCGUUUUUGUUCGCUGAGGCGGAUUCAGAGCGUUUUUAUUUGCACUGCACUGUUCUGGUUGGAAACGCGUCCGCGAGCACCACAGCAAAGUCCUGCACCUACAGCGAGUCUGCGCUCAGGUGGGAGGAGCUUGGUGGCGACGCCUCCGUCUGUGACUGCUGUGACUCUCAGUGUCGCCCUCCGGAGAUCACAGACUCCUCGUCCUUCGUGGAUCAGGCCGUGGUGACCAGCAAGCCGUGGAGUUUAAUCCACAAUGACCUUUAUUCUGAAACUUCUGACAAGGGGCUGAACCCGGUGCCGGGCUCCGUCCAGUUACACCGCCACCAUCAUCUUGAGGGGGAGGAGACACAGGAGGAAGGGGAGGAGACUGAGGAGGAAGUGGUAGAUGAGAAGGAAGAGUUAGAGGAGGAGGUUCUGAUGGGUGUUGCAGAGUCUGAGAAUGAUGAAAGGAUGAAGGAAGGAGAUGCAGUGAACAUGGCGAAAGAUGGAGAAAAAGAGAAGGAAAAGGACGCUGAUGAGGUUCAGAAAGAGGAAGGAGCGAUGCAGAAAAACAUGACUGGCUUUGUAGCGAUGUUCUCCGAGGGAACCUGGGAAGACGAAGAGUCGCCGAAGAGGAACACGUCCGUGUCCGUCACCGCAGCAGAGAUGGGCUGGAGUUUCUGAGAUGUUUUCUGAGAUAAACGAGGAGUAAAGAUCACUGAGCGAGUCCUUCAUCUCAUCCCAGGUGGAAAUGUCACAUCUGUAGGGUUUACAGUACAUAGCACAUAAAACUGGAUAAAAAUAAAGCACAAUAAUUGACUGGUCGCUAAAAUCUGUUUUUGUGCUGCUCGGAGAUUCCUAAUUCCUGCUCGGCUCUUCUCGGAUCCCUUCAGGAUUCCUGUCAAAGACCGGGGGCGGCGGCGGGGGCGCAGGUUCACCUGAACAUUCACACUAAAGUUCUUCAUGAUGAGAACUGUCUGGACUCUGACCGUUAUCUCUCAUUUAUACAGAGUCUGUCUAAUAAAUCAAUCAAAUAAAAUGAAUGUGAAAUGUCAA